This is a messenger RNA of Pteropus alecto (black flying fox), 1651 nucleotides long. RefSeq names its product pelota mRNA surveillance and ribosome rescue factor (gene PELO). Gene Ontology annotation, cellular component: cytoplasm. Bases 293 to 1450 code for a protein of 385 amino acids. Lineage: Eukaryota; Metazoa; Chordata; Mammalia; Chiroptera; Pteropodidae. Gene Ontology annotation, biological process: ribosome disassembly; RNA surveillance; nonfunctional rRNA decay. The transcript has 2 exons. The record is from RefSeq and is a predicted model, not a curated record.
GUUGGUGGUGGCUGCUGCAACAGCGGAGGAAUCUAUGUUCCCUAAGGUGUCCCUUGCGCUGCUGUGGCUCCGCGCACCCUGGACUAAGAAAGGAAGGACUAGAGUAAGUGUUCCCCUCGUCCGCUAGACUCGGAGCUAAAGUGUCUCCUUCCCGCCGGGCAAGGGGCUAUAGGAACCUCAUAGGCAGUCCCCGCCCCUUUCCCUGCCUAGACUCCCUGUCCCCUCCUUGCCCCUCUCCCGGUCGGGAACCCCUCGGUCCCUCCUGUUCUGGCAGUGAGCCCCUGCCAAGAUCAUGAAGCUGGUGAGGAAGGACAUUGAAAAAGACAAUGCGGGCCAGGUGACCCUAGUCCCCGAAGAACCUGAGGACAUGUGGCACACCUACAAUCUAGUGCAGGUGGGCGACAGCUUGCGCGCCUCCACCAUCCGUAAGGUACAGACUGAGUCCUCCACGGGCAGCGUCGGGAGCAAUCGGGUCCGCACUACCCUCACUCUCUGCGUGGAGGCCAUCGACUUCGACUCUCAAGCCUGCCAGCUGCGAGUUAAGGGGACCAACAUCCAAGAAAAUGAGUAUGUCAAGAUGGGGGCUUACCACACCAUCGAGCUGGAGCCGAACCGUCAGUUCACCCUGGCCAAGAAACAAUGGGACAGUGUGGUUCUGGAGCGCAUCGAGCAGGCCUGUGACCCAGCCUGGAGCGCUGAUGUGGCAGCUGUGGUCAUGCAGGAAGGCCUCGCCCAUAUCUGCUUAGUCACUCCCAGCAUGACCCUCACUCGGGCCAAGGUGGAGGUGAACAUCCCCAGGAAACGGAAAGGGAACUGCUCACAGCACGACCGGGCCUUGGAGCGGUUCUAUGAACAGGUGGUCCAGGCCAUCCAGCGCCACAUACACUUUGAUGUUGUAAAGUGCGUCCUGGUGGCCAGCCCAGGAUUUGUGAGGGAGCAGUUCUGCGACUACAUGUUUCAACAAGCAGUGAAGACUGACAACAAAGUGCUCCUGGAAAACCGGUCCAAAUUCCUUCAGGUACAUGCCUCCUCUGGACACAAGUAUUCCCUGAAAGAGGCCCUUUGUGACCCUACUAUAGCUAGCCGCCUUUCAGACACUAAAGCUGCUGGGGAAGUGAAAGCGUUGGAUGACUUUUAUAAAAUGUUACAACAUGAACCUGACCGAGCUUUUUAUGGACUCAAGCAAGUGGAGAAGGCCAAUGAGGCCAUGGCAAUUGACACAUUGCUCAUCAGCGAUGAGCUCUUCAGGCACCAGGAUGUAGCCACACGGAGCCGGUACGUGAGGCUGGUGGACAGUGUGAAAGAGAAUGCAGGCACUGUUAGGAUAUUCUCUAGUCUUCAUGUUUCUGGGGAACAGCUCAGCCAAUUGACUGGAGUAGCUGCCAUUCUCCGCUUCCCUGUUCCUGAACUCUCUGACCAAGAGGAUGAUUCCAGUUCUGAAGAAGAUUAAUGAUUGGAACUUAUAAUUGAGACAACCUUGUGUCUCUUUCACUGUUACAUUUUCUCAGCAUCCUUGUGAGAGGAAGCUGCAAGAAUGGCACUUUAUGAUUCUUACAGGGACUUCUCAUGUAUUUGGUCACACUAGAUAUUUUACAAUUGUCAGGACAUAUAUUUAAAACUAAACAAUAAAUUGAAAGGAAAUAAUCUUUAA